GGGCGUUUCCACACAUGCAUGGGGCGCUGAGACACCCGCGCACCCGGGUCACUGAUCCUUACACCUGCCUGGGCGACCCAAAGCACUCUAGUUCCACCUGCCGGGAUGUAGCAGGAUGAUAGCGCAGACAGGAGCGACAGUGGACAGCGGGGAAGAGAGAGGCGGCCUGCCUGCCGGCCUGCCUCUCUCUGCUUUCCUCUUCUUUGCGAGCCGCGCCCGCCCCAUCCCCACCUUACCCGCCCUCUGCGGCCUUUGCCCGUGGCCCUUUAAAUCUCGUUAUUAUCCGGAGAUUCAUUUGUGCUGGGGGGAGAGGGAGGAGAACCCUGGGAGACAGGAGGGAGGAGAGAGGGGAGGGAGGCAGGGAAAGAGGAAGAGAGCGAGCGCCUCUGGCUGCGCUCUCUUGCUAUUAGAAGGGAGUGACUGAAGAGGCUGGCGAGUGAAGACACAGAGAGAGGAUGAUUUAGAUGCCUCUGCCUCUGCCCACAAGACCCACAACAAGGGAGAGGCUCUAGGCUGCAGCUACUCGGUGGGGUAAUGGCUGGGGCUGGAGAGUCGCCUCAAAAGCUCUGAAAGCCUCCUGCGCAGCCUUAAGGGACAUCCCAGAAGUUAGCAUCAGUGGGACUUGGAAGCUCCGAUCUCAACAAUUAUGGCUGGUGACUCUAGGAAUGCUAUGAACCAGGACAUGGAGAUUGGAGUCACCCCCUGGGACCCCAAGAAGAUUCCCAAACAGGCCCGUGAUUAUAUCCCCAUCGCCACAGACCGCACCCGUCUGCUGGCAGAAGGCAAGAAGCCCCGGCAGCGCUAUAUGGAGAAGAGCGGCAAGUGCAAUGUGCACCACGGCAACGUCCAGGAAACCUACCGGUACCUGAGCGACCUCUUUACCACCCUGGUGGACCUCAAAUGGCGCUUCAAUCUGCUCGUCUUCACCAUGGUCUACACCAUCACAUGGUUGUUCUUUGGUUUCAUCUGGUGGCUCAUUGCUUAUAUCCGGGGUGAUCUGGACCAUGUAGGUGACCAGGAGUGGAUCCCUUGUGUUGAAAACCUCAGCGGUUUUGUGUCUGCUUUCCUGUUCUCCAUUGAGACUGAAACGACCAUCGGGUACGGCUUCCGAGUCAUCACGGAGAAGUGUCCAGAGGGGAUCAUACUCCUCCUGGUGCAGGCCAUCCUGGGCUCCAUCGUCAAUGCCUUCAUGGUGGGCUGCAUGUUUGUCAAGAUCAGCCAGCCAAAGAAGAGAGCCGAGACCCUCAUGUUUUCCAACAACGCGGUUAUCUCCAUGCGGGACGAGAAGCUGUGCCUCAUGUUCCGAGUGGGGGACCUCCGCAACUCCCACAUUGUGGAGGCCUCCAUCCGCGCCAAGCUUAUCAAGUCACGCCAGACCAAAGAGGGGGAGUUCAUCCCCCUGAACCAGACUGACAUCAACGUGGGCUUCGACACUGGCGAUGACCGUCUCUUCCUGGUGUCUCCACUCAUCAUCUCACAUGAGAUCAAUGAGAAGAGCCCUUUUUGGGAGAUGUCUCGGGCUCAGCUGGAUCAGGAAGAGUUUGAAGUCGUGGUCAUUCUAGAAGGGAUGGUGGAAGCAACAGGCAUGACUUGCCAAGCACGAAGCUCUUACAUGGAUACAGAGGUGCUCUGGGGCCAUCGAUUCACACCAGUCCUCACUUUGGAAAAGGGCUUCUAUGAGGUGGACUACAACACCUUCCAUGACACCUAUGAGACCAACACACCCAGCUGCUGUGCCAAAGAACUGGCAGAAAUGAAACGGGAAGGCCGGCUCCAUCAGUACCUCCCUAGCCCUCCCCUAGUGGGGGGCCAUGCUGAGACAGGGGAGGAUGUGGAGGCUGAGCAGGAAGAAGAGGACAAGCCUGUUGGGCUGAGUGUGUUCCAGGAGAUCAGGGGCUCAGUGUGAAGGCUGUACUCUCCCCCACAGUCUCCCCUCACCAGCUUCCAUGAGCACAGGUGUUUCAGAGCUCUGGAGGGCAGAUAGAGAGGACUGGCUGAGUGUGCUGUAGGGAAGCUUAGCUGUGGGAGGGAACAGUGUUUCCAGCUCUCACAUCUCCCCACUCAAGGCCUCCCUGAGUGAGUGGCCUCCUGCCUAGGCCCCAUGAACAGUGAUGCUUCUUCUCUCAUUGCUUCUGUCAAUACCAAGUGCCAAGCCCAAAUGGCUUUCCCCACAGUGAAAGUUACAGAAUGGCAUCUGUCCUCUCUCUACCUGCAGGUCUCAGGGCACUUCCCUCCUUGGAUCUCACAGCCCCUUCCAGGGGCUGAUAUCAAGAGAGGGUUGUCAACCCUGAGGUUUGUUGUAGUUUCAGGAAGGAGAGAUUCUGCCUGAUGAAAGCUCAGACCUCCAGUCUAGAGAUAAGUUCACAGAUCUCUGGUGGGCUAAGGCCUAUGAGGCCAACAACCAUUUAUUAAGAGCUACAGAGUUCAAGGCCCUUGUUCAUCUCUGUUAUUAUCUGCCAAGUACAUGAGUUUUCCUCCGCUGUGCUCUGCGUGCCCACUGCAGCCUACUGGAUAAUGAGCUGGUUAGAGUGGCUCUGAGCUGCAGCACCUCUGAGCACAAGCACAGUUGGCAUCACAACUGCCUGGCCUGUUCCCAGUCACACUGUGCCCUGAACCUUCCACCCAAGGAAGAACCCAGCCUUUGGGGUUUCUAUAGGACUAUAGGGCCCAAGAAUUACAAAGUGAUUCUAACCUUCACUCUAGUUUUCUUUCACCAUCUCAGAGCGUCUGAGAGAAAGCUUCAGCCCCCCCCCCCCACACCCAAAGGGAUUCAGAGAGGAAAAGAAAAAAGAGAGAUAGGAAAACAUUGAAAAUUUUAAAUAAGCAUCUGCCUCAUUAUUGCCCAAACACUGACCUCAGGGUUCAGCACACUUUGGCUAUCAAGGUGAAUAAUGGGUUGUGAAGCAAAAGUGACGGGUGACCAUAAAAGCAGCUUUGCUGUCAAGUCCAGGCUGAACCAAAGUCUCAAGCUGGUGCUGGAAACCUCAUUGCUACAGGCUGGGCUCUCAUAGGGUGGUUGGGCGGUUAUGAUGCCUGGGGAGUUGGGAAUGAAUGGGCUGCUUCUUCCCACCCUGGGAACCGGAGGUGAGGGAGGGGAGAAUUGGGGAAGUGGAUGAAUGUUAAGAAAAAAGAAGUAGAAAAUAACCUUAAAAUCAACAAGUUCAGAGACUUUUCUCUUCCAGUCUGGAGAGCAGAGAGUACAAAUUGUCAGGCCAGCCAAGCAAGUGUUAAGAAAAACAGAAUUAUGAUUAAUUGGAAAGGGAGUUCACAGGUUCCCAGACACAGAAUUCUGCAGGAUUCUCCCAUGGCCUUCAUAGCUCUCACUGUUCUCUGAGAGUGGAAGCCUUUUCCUGUUCCAGAACUGAAGCACCUUCCCUGGGAACCACAGUGAGGCAGAAAUAAGAUAGAACAAGGGGACAUCUUGCAGAUCUCAGGCCCACGUUCCCCCACACUGGUGUCCUAGGUCUGAGGCUGGUGAGAAGAGGAAAAAGGUGGACUGGGACAGGAACCACAUCUCGUGGGCUACCCAACUCAGCUUGGCACUGGGGCUGGAUGUGGAGCAGUGGACCAGCAUAGCAGUGGGCAAGCAGGGCUCUUCCCACCGGGGACAGGAGGCUGGGUUGUGGUUGUUGGCAUCUUUCUGUGGUAAAGUAGAUCUUGCAGGGACUGAGGAAAGAGCUGGGAUCCCCCCUCAGGGGAAAGGGAAGUGAAGCCACCAAAGGAACCCCCGUGGGGGAGCUGCAUACAAUGGAGUCCAAGGCAGGGAGCCAGUUGCCAAGACUGGGUGUCUGGGCUGGGGGGAGCUGCAGCUGGAACUCUCUGGUGAGGGCUGGCACUCACCCCUGGCUAGCCAGAUCCCAGGCUUUCAGAGCAGGACUACUUGCACAACCCCUUGCCAGAUAUGAAGUUUGUCUUAGUCAGAAACGCUCAGUACCCCCAGAUUACACUCCACAAUGAGGCUGGCAGGCAAGGAAGCCACAGGGAAGCUGGUCACAUGGCUAGACAGUGUCCUGGUCCUGCCUCCAUUUACAAUUCUGAAACAUCCCCCAACAGGCUAUUAAAGCCUCUCUCUGGGGUUCUUUAAUUCUGCCAGUGACUUCAAUGAACCAGAGCCAAGUCAUACCUCUCAGCCAAUGUAGAAGCUAAAGAGUCUGUUGAAGACAAAGUGUCCAGUAUGUUCCUAUUCUAAAGCUCCCUGAUAGAUCAGAGCUGAUGUGCAAUGGGAUUCGUAAAAUACUAAUUCCAGUGUCCACAUUCUGAUUUCCAUCAUGGCCACCUACAUGCAAGAAAAAUGAACUUCAUAUCCCAAGGAAAUCCCCUUCUUGGUGACCAGAUGAUCUAACUAAAGUUUGAAAAGUUCUUCAAAACAUUUUCUGGAAAUUCUUAAAUAAAUAUGGACUUAUUUAACACAAAA
This is a messenger RNA of Ictidomys tridecemlineatus (thirteen-lined ground squirrel), 4414 nucleotides long. It is a transcript of the gene Kcnj5, whose product is annotated as potassium inwardly rectifying channel subfamily J member 5. Gene Ontology annotation, molecular function: G-protein activated inward rectifier potassium channel activity. NCBI's taxonomy places the organism in Eukaryota, Metazoa, Chordata, Mammalia, Rodentia, Sciuridae. Gene Ontology annotation, cellular component: plasma membrane. The record is from RefSeq and is a predicted model, not a curated record. Gene Ontology annotation, biological process: potassium ion import across plasma membrane; regulation of monoatomic ion transmembrane transport.